Brassica oleracea var. oleracea is the source of this 354-nucleotide messenger RNA. The record is from the annotation of a RefSeq genome assembly. NCBI's taxonomy places the organism in Eukaryota, Viridiplantae, Streptophyta, Magnoliopsida, Brassicales, Brassicaceae.
AUGACUCAUGGGUAUGGGUCAGGACAGUAUGAACUUCGAGGGUUCAAUGCAGCUAGAGAGCUGCUGCACCUACGCUUCUCUGGCUGCAGGAGAUGGGGUCUCGAUAAAAGGAAAGGGAUGAGUUCAUUCUCUGGAAUGGUCUCGGAGAUGGCUUCUCUUCCCUCGGAUGGAGCAUCUGACCUUCCGUUGGAGAUGCAAUAUAUGGGGUUCCAUGGAUCCAUUAGUUGGUUCCGGUUCCUCGCUAGGGGAGAGAGCAGCCUUUCAGGAGGAACCUGUGACACCUGCACGGAUGCCUGGCUGGAACGAUUUGACAACGAAUUCAAUCUUGUCUUGGAUGCCCACCCUACAGGAUAA